Messenger RNA from Coregonus sp. 'balchen', 3162 nucleotides. Lineage: Eukaryota; Metazoa; Chordata; Actinopteri; Salmoniformes; Salmonidae. The record is from the annotation of a GenBank genome assembly.
GUCCGCAUUGCGGCUAAUUUUGUCAUCCAUGCUCCACCUGGAGAAUUCAAUGAAGUCUUCAACGGUGAGUAUGCUUAGAAAUGGUAGGAUCAUUUACUACCCAUACAGUUGUUUGUUAUACAGUCUGUUAAUGCAUUGCUGUUGGCAGUCUCUUGAUAUGCCAUCUCUUGAUUUAAGAUGUGCGGAUACUUCUCAACAAUGACAAUCUUCUCAGGGAGGGUGCAGCACAGUGAGUAGUAUUUUGUUUAUUUUAUUGAUCUACUAUAUUCUGUUCAUGCAUUGUUGUGCAAAUGUGUGUGUAACCAGCUGUAUUUCAACAGUGCCUUUGCCCAGUACAACAUGGAUCAGUUCACCCUUGCCAAACUUGAAGGCUAUGAUGAUCAGGUAAGAGGCUCAAGUCACCUGAGCUGUGACUCCUACCCAGCUGUUUUGAAACGGGUUGGUAUCAUACUGUGACAUGUAUAGAUUCAACACAUUAACUGGAAGGUCAAUGUAGCAACUGAGGACCUGGAUCUGUCUCCCUGUGCUCCAUCUCCCCUCCAGGUACUGAUCACAGAGCAUGGAGACUUGGGCAACGGCCGUUUCUUUGACCCCCACAACAAGCAGUCAUUCAAGUUCGACCACCUGAGGAAGGAGGCCAGCGACCCCCAGCCCCACGAGGGGGAGGCGUCUCUCAGACCCUGGAGAGAUGCGUGUGACAGCGCCCUGAGGGCCUACGUCAAGGAGCACUACCCCAGUGGCGUCUGCACUGUAUGUCCUACCUUUCACCUGCAGGAUAGGAUUCAUGAUAAUAUUAUUAUCUUUAACCUCUACGGGAUCGGUGUCCUGUAUACGGGACGGUUGAGCUAACGUGCGCUAAUGUGAUUAGCAUGACUGUUGUAAGUAACAGCCAACUUUCCAGGACAUAGACAUGUCUUAUAUGGGCAGAAAGCUUACAUUCUUAUUAACCUAACUGCACUGUCCAAUUUACAUUAGCUAUUACAGUGAAAAAAGACCAUGCUAUUGUUUGAGGAGAGUGCACAACAACAAACGUAUCAUGGCAACUGGUUUGAUACAUUCACCUCUGAAGGUAAAUAAUGUACUUAUAUUCAGUAAUCCUGCUCUGAUUUGUCAUCCUGAGGGUCCCAGAGAUUAAAUGUAGCAUAGUUUUGUUUGAUAAAAUCCAUUUUUAUAUUCAAAUGUAGGAACUGGGUUCUACAGUUUGAACCCUUGCUGUCUCUGUCUCCACACCCUCCCCGCCCGGCCAUCUAGAUGUGUGAAAGUCAGUGUAUAAGCUAAUGAUCCAUGAUGUAUGACAUUCCUGGGAGUGUGUAAACUUACAUUUUGGUUUACCAUAUCAUUUUUGUAUGUUCUCUAUAGUUAUGUACUUGAAAAUGUAUCAAUUGACACAAAUUUGGCACAUUUGGGCAGACUUGAUGCAAAAUUGUCCAGUAUUGCAAUGCUUCACUGGAUCAAUUUGCAUACACUGCUGCCAUCUAGAGGCCAAAAUCUAAAUCGCACCUAAACUGCAAUAUUAUAUUGUGGCCUUACUCUUGCAUUUCAAAGAUGAUGGAACAAAAAAAUAAAUAGAAAACGCAUGUUUUUUUUGUUUUUUAUUGUCUUUUACCAGUUCUAAUGUGUUAUAUUCUCCUUCAUUAAUUCCACAUUUCAACAAACUUCAAAGUGUUUCCUUUCAAAUGGUACCAAGAAUAUGCAUAUCCUUGCUUCAGGUCCUGAGCUACAGGCAGUUAGAUUUGGGUAUGUCAUUUUAGGUGAAAAUUGGGGAAAAAAGGGUCCGAUCCUUAAGAGGUUAAAGAGCUUUUCAUGCGAAAGCGUUAGUUCUUUCGGACUGUCUCACUGUACCAGUAUAGUAGAUAAAGAUGAGCAUGGUAAACAUUGACAGAACCUUGUUUUAUUCAUCACAGGUUUAUGGGAAAACUAUAGACGGCCAGCAAACCAUAAUUGCUUGCAUUGAAGGUCACCAAUUUCAACCAAAGAACUUCUGGUAAGUGACAGUGCAAGUAUACUUUUAAGAAGUCUUAAUUUAAAAUCAAUGACAAUGCGUUGUGUUUUUGUUUACAACAUAAUGCCUACUUCUACGACUGUAAGUAUGGGUAAGGAGUCAGGACUCUUAUUUGAUUUGUGUUCUCAGGAAUGGCCGUUGCAGGUCUGAAUGGAAGUUCAGCAUAUCCCAAUCUACAGCUCAAGUCGUUGGAGUCCUCAAAAUACAGGUAGGGUAGUGUCUUAUCGCCAAGUAUUGUCCUCCAUUUUGUCCGGCUGUGUAAAAGCCUGUUCAAAGACAACUGGUUGGGCACAGGCCCCUGAAAGUCAAAUUGAUAUACUGAAAAUGUAUCUUGUUCUCAUGUCAUAUUGUAUAUUGCCUCUCACCCCCAUCUUGUGGUUAUAGGUGCAUUACUAUGAGGAUGGAAAUGUGCAGCUGGUUAGCCACAAGGAUGUCCAGGAAUCCCUCACAGUGAAUGUGAGUUCCUCUUUCAGUAGAAUGUGCCUACAAUCAGUAGCACGAAAGACGUGCUUCUUUUGCAAAGGACACUGGUAAUGAUAGAACUCUUGAAAAGCAUCAGUCAACACUAUUAGAGGAGACACUUAUUAUGCUCUACGGUGGUUUUGUGGCCCAUUUCCUCUAGACCUGAACAUAAGGUUUAAAAGGAAGUAGAAAGGUGCAGACUAACUGUUCAUUGGUGCAUGAGGGGAAGUAGGAUGAAGUAAAAAUCCUUUAUGCUAGAGAGAUGGUCUUCAAUCUCUGUCAAGUUUACAGGCAGUUGUAUUGUCAAAGGCAUGAAUUCUGUUUUCUUUAUUAGUCCUUUGGCAUGACAACUCUUAUCUUACAUCAGAGGUGUGACACUCGGUUGUAUUCUCUUGUUUUGACAGAAUGAGACUCAGACUGCAAAGGAGUUUGUGAAAAUCAUUGAGGAUGCAGAAAAUGAAUACCAGGUAUGCAAUUUAUGUUUCCUCCCAGUAAUAUUUUGAUAAAUUGAAAUAAAUCAGGGGGGGCGAGAAUCUAAACAUUUGUCUCAUUUCCAGACGGCCAUCAGUGAGAAUUACCAGACCAUGUCUGACACCACGUUCAAAGCCUUACGCCGGCAGCUUCCUGUCACCCGAACCAAGAUUGACUGGAACAAGAUCCUCAGCUACAAGAUUGGCAAGGAGAUGCAGAAUGCCUAG